Molecule: messenger RNA, 2205 nt
Organism: Dendrobium catenatum
Lineage: Eukaryota; Viridiplantae; Streptophyta; Magnoliopsida; Asparagales; Orchidaceae
Product: CBL-interacting protein kinase 18-like
Exons: 1
Coding region: 462-1724 (420 amino acids)
Biological process (GO): protein phosphorylation; carbohydrate metabolic process; signal transduction
Molecular function (GO): protein kinase activity; intramolecular phosphotransferase activity; ATP binding
Source: RefSeq, a predicted model, not a curated record
CCCCCGCUGACCAGACUCCCGCACACCCAGCCGCCGAUACGCCGACCCAACGCGUGUGUGACUUCGUCCGUCUCUUGCCCGAUCGGGCUACCAAGGAAGCGAUCCCUUUCGAUCCGACGUAGGAUUCGUCGAUCCAUCUCCAAUGUGCUCCACCUGAGCCAGUCGACCCGCCUCUCGCAUGCCUUAAGUCUAACGUCGCCGCCUGUUCCGACUAAGACGACACCGUAACCACUCCCGAUCAGCUUCGUCCACACGUCGUCGGCCGCUCGGUUCUGUUGCCAUUGUUGUGUGGAACAGAUGAAGGUAGUUAUGGCUAUGGUGAGAAUAAUGCCCUCGAGGAAUUAGCGGUUGAAGCUGCCAAACGAAUUGAACAACAAUUGGUGGAUCAUGGAAAUGGGGAGAUUGAGUUAAAUGACAACUAUAUUGUUUGUACUGAGGACGUUCUCAUUGCAGGUGUGAAAAUGACUGGUAUAAAUUCUAGUGACAAGGCUGAUCCAACACAACGCUCCCAAGCUGUUCGACGAAAUGCCGCUAAAGGAUUCGAACCAAAUUUGAAGGGGCUAGAGGAGGUUGUGCAAAAACUUGAUACAGUUCCAGCUGAGGUUGUAGUGUUUCAGCAACUUAAUUACCUUCAUAACUUUGUUCAAUCAACAUUAGAUGCACUUACUUCCGAGAAAGUAAAAGGUGCGACGCUUGUUGUUUCUGGGGAUGGCCGAUACUUCUCAAAAGAUGCUAUUCAGAUCAUCAUAAAAAUGGCAGCUGCAAAUGGAGUCAGACGUAUGUGGGUUGGUCUAAAUGGGCUGCUCUCCACGCCCGCCGUGUCUUGUGUCAUUCGUGAGAGAGUCGGUGCAGAUGGAUCAUUUAAAUAUGAAGUCAUGGCUACAAAAACCAAGAUUUAUUUUGUGAUGGAAUAUGCCAAAGGAGGUGAGCUUUUCAACAAGAUUGCAAAGGGCAGGCUUGAGAAGGAUGUUGCAAGAAAAUACUUUCAACAGUUAAUCAGUGCAGUUGAAUUUUGUCACAGCAGAGGUGUUUAUCACCGUGAUCUAAAAUCUGAAAACCCCCUCCUUGAUGAAGCUGGUAAUCUAAAGCUCUCAGAUUUUGGUUUGAGUUCUCUUGUGGAGUCUAAGAGGCAGGAUGGUUUACUGCACACUACCUGUGGAACUCCACCUUAUAUUUCUCCUGAGGUGAUUGGGAGGAAAGGUUAUGGUGGAGCUAAAGCUGAUAUUUGGUCAUGUGGGGUGAUCCUCUAUGUACUCUUAGCUGCUUAUCUACCUUUCCAUGAUACAAACUUGAUGGAGAUGUACAGGAAGAUCGAGAAGGCUGAAUUUAGAUGCCCAUAUUGGUUUCCUACUAAAGCGUGGAAGUUGUUGUCAAAGAUCUUAGUCCCAAAUCCAAGUACCAGAAUUCCAAUUGUUAAAAUUAUGUCACAUUCAUGGUUUAGAAAGGGAUUUGAAGCUAAGUCAAAAGAAAAGAUUCCUACUGCUCUUACCUCAACUUUUAACUCCAAUGGUAGCAACAGUCAGGUUGAGCAAAAAGAGGAUAGUUUGAAGGCAACAAGCAUGAAUGCAUUUGAUAUAAUCUCUCUUUCUGAUGGAUUUGAUCUUUCUGGUUUAUUUGUGGACCUUGACCGCAGAAAAGAAGCACGUUUCACUUCUUGGUUGCCUGCAGCAGCCAUUAUCUCAAAGCUCGAGGAAGUUGCCAAAAGCCUGAGGUUUAAAGUGUAGAAGAAGGAUGUUGUGGAUGCUGAUGAAUUUGGGUACAAGGAUCUGGUGGAUGGUUCAGUCUCCAAGCACCAGAGAAUCCGUUUCUUGUUUGCAUAUGGUUCCCGGCUGGUAUUCCGCCUAUCUGGAACUGGCUCAGAAGGUGCCAUAAUUAGGCUCUACAUUGAGCAAUAUGUGAAGGAUUCUUCAAGACUUCGAGGGACUCACAGGAAGCCUCUUCAUGUGGUAAUUUUAAAAUCUGCAUUCAAAGUCUUCGAUCCAGGAAUUUGUUUGUCACCCUACCUCCCUUCUAAUAACGUGCCUCGAUGGAGUCGAGCUUUUUGACACAAGGGGAGAAUGAUGUAGGAACAUCAUAGCUAAUAUUAAGCUUAAGGACUAGCCUACCUUUCAUGCUCUAGAUAGUUCUAUUUUGCUCUAUAAAUAGUUAGCUAUUGUAAGAGAUGGGGAUCAUUGAAGAAUAUUAAGUCAUUUUAAAGCUUUGAAG